UAUUGAAAAUUCGGUCGGCAUACAACAAGGACCAAAUUAAUUAAUGUCGACCCAAAGAUGAAGGGCCAAAUUGAUUACGAUUGAUUGGUGUGUACUCUUAUAAAUAAAAGAUUAUAACCAAACUCAAAAGUAGGAAUUCAUAAACCACUCAUUUAAAACGCCACCAAUAACGCCAAUUAAAAUAUCAUUAUUUUACAACGAAAAGAAAAAAAAAGAAAGUCAUGUGGCUCAUGACACAUUUUGUCUUCCACUUGUUAGACAAAGCAAAUGUUAAAGCUCAGACCAAAAAAGAAAAAGCAAUUGUUAAAGCCUCACAUAUCUUUAUCUUUUUUCUCAAAUGUUUUUUUUUAACCGGCGGUAGGUGAUCUGGUAGGCUCUUCUCCUCCUUAUAAAGCCACACUAGCAGCUAUUCCAUUACAAAACACAAACUUCAAACUCUCUCUCUCUCUCUCUCUCUCUCUCUCUCUCUCUCUCUAUUUUGAUCUCUUCCACUCCCACCACCCAAAAGAGAAACAAAAAAAAUUCAUUACCCUAAAACCAAGCUAAGUAUUAAGAUGCCUGCCGAUAGCUCUUCAGUUUCAGGCCAUGGCCAAACUGUUUGUGUCACCGGAGCUGGAGGCUUCAUUGCUUCCUGGAUUGUCAAACUGUUGCUAGAAAGAGGCUACAUUGUUAGGGGAACCUUGAGAAACCCAGAUGACCCAAAGAAUGCUCAUUUGAGGGAGCUUGAAGGAGCUCAAGAUAGGUUGACUUUACGUAAAGCUGAUCUUCUUGACUUUGAGAGCCUUAAAGAAGCCAUCAACGGCUGUGAUGGCGUUUUUCACACAGCAUCACCGGUUACGGAUGACCCAGAACAAAUGAUGGAGCCUGCGGUGAAUGGAACGAAAAAUGUGAUUGUUGCAGCAGCAGAAGCCAAGGUUAAAAGGGUUGUGUUCACGUCGUCAAUUGGUACAGUGUACAUGAACCCCACCAGGAGCCCUGAUGUGGUGGUCGAUGAGUCAUGUUGGAGCAACCUUGAAUAUUGCAAGAACACCAAGAACUGGUACUGCUAUGCGAAAACAGUGGCAGAGCAGACAGCUUGGGAAGAGGCCAAGGAGAAAGGGGUGGAUUUGGUGGUGGUGAACCCAGUUUUGGUACUCGGACCACUUCUCCAACCAACCGUCAACGCCAGCAUCAUCCACAUCCUCAAGUACCUCACAGGCUCAGCCAAGACUUAUGCCAAUGCUGUGCAGGCCUAUGUGCAUGUUAGGGACGUGGCUGUGGCCCACAUUCUGGUGUAUGAAACUCCAUCUGCCUCGGGAAGGUACCUUUGUGGUGAGAGUGUGCUUCACCGUGGAGACGUGGUAGAAAUCCUAGCCAAGUUCUUCCCAGAAUACCCAAUUCCCACCAAGUGCUCGGAUGAAGUCAAACCAAGAGUAAAACCAUACAAGUUGACAACCCAGAAGCUACAAGACUUGGGCGUGGAGUUCAUUCCAGUGAAACAGUGCCUAUAUGAAACUGUUAAGAGCUUGCAGGAGAAGGGCCACCUUCCAGUGCCUAAACCACAAGAAGAUUCCAUUAAAAUUCAAUCUUAAAUCUUGUAAGAAUAUUUGCAAUGCGUGACCUAUGUAUUUGCGGCGGAGAUAAACGUUGCAAUGGUAUUUUAAUAUCAGAUGACAAGUUUGUAAGAAUA
This is a messenger RNA of Prunus persica (peach), 1669 nucleotides long. Its product is annotated as cinnamoyl-CoA reductase 1. The transcript is spliced from 5 exons. NCBI's taxonomy places the organism in Eukaryota, Viridiplantae, Streptophyta, Magnoliopsida, Rosales, Rosaceae. Gene Ontology annotation, molecular function: oxidoreductase activity, acting on the CH-OH group of donors, NAD or NADP as acceptor. Bases 555 to 1571 code for a protein of 338 amino acids. The record is from RefSeq and is a predicted model, not a curated record.